UCCUCCCAGAUCGUGCCCCUUUAUCGUCACGUGGUCUCUCAUUAGCCAUACAAGAAAGAUGGCUACUUCUAGCUAGCUACACUUGGAGCUCUUCUUGUUUUUUCUUGUGGACACUAAAGCGGAGCAGAUUUUUCCAGCUGUCAUGGAAAACCGACACAAGCGAGUGAAUCCAGAGCAAGAUGCUUUGGUGCACAUUGUGGCUUGCAGAGACAAACCCUUUCUGGAAGAAAGGUUCAUAGACUCCUUUAAAGGAAAAGGUGUCUUUACAAACAAAACCAUUAAAGCAUCUGCCUUUGUUGUCGAGUAUCGUGGGAAGAUCUUUCCUCGCAAAGACGGGAGGCCUAAGGAGAGAAGCGGUGAUACUUUGAAUGGUUUCUUAUAUGAGUUUACAUGGAAUGGAGAACAGUGGUGCGUUGAUGCUUCCAAAGAGGACAAGACCCUUGGAAGGCUUGUGAAUGAUGAUCACAUAAGUCCAAACUGUGAAAUGAAGAAGAUUGUUUAUGAGGGGAAGCCACACUUGUGCCUCUUUGCAGUGGGAGAAAUACCUCAAGGCAAAGAGAUAACUUACAACUACGGCAGCUCCUAUUACUCGUGGCGUCCCAAGGAGUCAUGUGAUGGACCAACUACUUCAGACAAAAAAAUGUAUCCAAUUUCAUCAACACCCAAGAAAAGAAGAUUUGAAGACUCGGAUGAUGACAGCGAACUACCCGGUCAUGACAGUGACCGCUCUGCUGAUCUUGGAAGGUCAUCCAGGGACAGUUCGCCACAUUCUGAGUUAGAUUCUCAAGAGACAACGAAAAACUUCAGGAGAGUGUCAUCAAUUCAGGAGGAUGACACUUCGAGUUCUGAUGAUCAUGACUCGGACAAAGACAAGAGAUACAAAGAAGACAGAUACAAAGGAGACAGAUCCACUAAGGCUGGACUAAAAGGCGGAGGAACAUCUUUCACAAAGAAAAAUUACUGUUAUGUUUGCGGGAAAGGUUAUCACAAAAUUGCUCGGCAUCUUUCAAGGCACAUCGAUGAAGACCCUGAAAUCGCUGAAAUCUUUGCUUUACCCAAAAACUCAGCAGAACGUAAAAGUCUGCUGGCCAAAUUACGAAAAAGAGGAAACUACAAACAUAAUCAAGAGGUUCUGAGGAGUAACACAGGAGCGCUAAAAGUGGGAAGACGAUCAUCCCGCUAUGUAAUGACUGCUGAAAAUUUUGUGCACUGCAUUUAUUGUAAAGUAAUGCUUCAUAGCAAAGACCUAUAUAGGCAUGUAGCAAAGUGUGCUAAACAAACAAUAAAUGCUGCAACACAUGGCGAGACGAGCAUCUUGGGGGACGUCACCGAGUCGGAGUUCUCUGAAAAGUUUCCGUCUGAAGUUUGGGAGAUACUUUCAGUGAUGAAACAAGAUGAAAUUGUAUUUUUAAUUCAACACGACUACCUUUUCAUGAAGAUGACCCAGAGUCUUAUUGAGAACACUGAAAAUACUCCGACAAACCAAGAGCGCGUCAGACAGAAGCUGAGAAAAAUAGGAAGGCUCUUGAUAGAGCUCCAUGAUAAGGGAAUAGUGAGUUUUGAAGCAGCACUUAAACCCAGAAGCUUCUACAAAGUUGCCGCUGCUGUCAGAAACCUCGCUGGUUUUGAUGAAAAAAAGCAGAAGUACAGCAAACCGAACCUUGCCUUGUUUUUUGGAAAUGCUCUGAAAAAACUGGGAGAACUUGUUGUCACACAGAGCGACAGCAGUAAGGAGGCCGUGAGAGAUGCUAACACAUUCAUGACGCUGUGUGCGAAGGAGUGGAAGGAAAUUGUCCCUCACAAUGAUGCACCUUCAUCAAGUGAACAGAAAGUACACAGCCCCUCUACGAUACCGUUCACACGUGACAUACAGGCGUUCUACACGCACCUGGAAAAGACUUCUGCUUCUGCCACUGAGUGCUUUAAGAAGUAUGAAACCCCUCAGAUGUACAAUGCACUUUGCAGAGUCAUACUUGCACAGGUGUCAGUCUUAAACAAAUGUGCACCCGAGGUUUCAAAAAUUACCCUUAAGUCAUUCCAGGAGCGGGACGAGACUACCCAGGUGUUGUCCAAGCACUUUAUCAGGAUUAAUAUUGCAGGCAAGACUGGGCAGAACGUUGCUGUUUUGUUGACGUCUCAGCUCGUCAGCGCGUUAACGCUGCUUGUGAGCAAGAGACCAGCGUGCCGCGUACACAAAGACAAUCCUUUCUUGUUUGCAAAGCCAGACGGUUCAUCUACAAGCCUCUACCACGGAGGCCACUGCGUUCGGGUCUACACAAAAAUGUGCUCUGCAGAGAACCCAGAGCACCUCACGUCCGUACAUUUUCACAAGCACAUUGCAAGAAUUUUCCAGAUUCUUAACUUGGAGAAUGACGAGCUACCUCACCUUGCUAAACUGCUGGGUCAUGACAUCCGGAUGGACAGGGAUUAUUAUCGGCUGCCCGAAGCGGCUGUUGAACUCGCAAAAAUAGCUAAACUGCUUCUGGCAAUGGAAAAAGGCUCUCUUGAAAGAUUCAAAGGAAACUCUCUGGAUGAGAUUGAGAUUGAAGAUGAAUUGGAGCCAGAUACGGAGCAGGGCAGCUCUGUGGUGGACUGUGAAGAGUCAGAUUUUCUACUUCAGCAGAGCGAUGAUGUGGAUCAGCAAGGCGGACAGCUAACUCCUGAGCAGGAUGCCCUGCAGCAUAUAAAGGCAUGCAAGGACAAAUCCUUCCUGAAGGAAAUGUUUAUUAAUUCCACUAAAGGGAGAGGUGUGUUCACCAAUAAAGCCAUUAAGCCAUCCACCUUUGUUGUUGAGUAUCGGGGGAACGUCUCAACCUGUGGAGAAACCCGUACAGAGAAAUGUGUAGACACCCUAAACAAUUUCUCGUUUGAGUUCUCCUGGAACGGAACAAACUGGUGUAUUGAUGCUUCUGCAGAGGAUGGGACUCUCGGACGACUCGUGAAUGAUGAUCACAUAAGCCCCAACUGCAAAAUAAAGAAAAUCGCUCAUGAGGGGAAGCCACAUCUGUGCCUGUUUGCUCUGAAGAAAAUAUCUCCAGGCGAGGAGAUAACUUACAACUAUGGGCAGUCCUCUUAUGCGUGGCGAUCAGCAGAUCAAAACAAAGAACCACAAACAUCAGAAAUGGAGACUGCAGCGUCGUCGACAGUGGAUGAAAGAGUUGAAAACUCAGAUGAGGAAUUCAGUUCUGCAGAAUGCUUCUCUGAUGAAGAUUAUGUCUUUGACAAUGAACCAAGCAAUGAUGACAGUUUUACCGAAAACGAUGACCAGGAUCAGGAAUUUGGAGAAAAUGCAGAUGACUCGAAGGCCGGUUCUUCCAAAGGGCCAAACGAUAUGUCGGACUCUGAUGAGUCUGACUAUGAUGGAAAGUCUAAAGACACUUCCUUCACUAACAGAAAUUACUGUUACGUUUGUGGGAAACCUCAAACUAAAAUUUCUCGUCACCUUUUCACGCAUAGAAAGGAAGAACCUGAAAUUGCUGAAGUGUACGCAAUGCGCAGGAACAGCAAGGAACGCAAAAAGCGUCUCGAGAUGUUGCGAAACAAAGGAAACUACAAACACAACCAAGGAGUCUUGAAGGCUCGCAGAGGAAAACUGAAAGUGGAAAGAAAAUCAGUGAUGUCCACACUUAAAACAUUUGCAACUUGUGUAUAUUGUAAACGCAUGUAUCAUCGUAAAGUGGUGUGGCAUCAUAUGCAAAAGUGUCCCUCAAUGGCAUCCAAUAAACUUCCAGAAGGCUUUCAGAGUCAAAUCUUAACUUUGGUUGCUGCCACUGGACUAACGGACCCUGAACAGAUCUCAACAGGUGUGAAGAAGAUGUUGAAAAAAAUGAAGAAAGACGAUAUUUCCUCUGUAGUUUGUGAAGAUUCUUACAUAUUACAACUGGCACAAUGUUGCUACCACAUGAGAGAGAAGAAACAGAAUCAGGGAUACGUCACUCAGAAGCUGAGGCAAAUGGCACGGAUCCUGAUGACUUUAAGAAAGAAGUCAAUAAACAGCUUCGAAGAUGCAGUCAAGCCCCAAAACUUCAGCGCCGUUGUAGAAGCUGUUGGGGAGAUUGCGGGCAUCAAAGAGGGGUCGAAGUCGUUUGACAAACCAUCUCUCGUUUGGAAGCUUGGAAAUUCGCUGAAGAAGAUCGCUGACAUUAAAUACGCCAGGGCUUUGAAGGAUGGUGAUGAAGAGGUGUUAGAGGAAGCUGAGGCAUUUAUUAAGCUGUGUACGAAAGAAUGGCCCUCCCAUGCAAAAUCACAACCAAAAACACCCUGCCAGCCAACCUUACAGUUUACACAAGAUGUGAUGCUGCUCUACAAGUGCCUGAACAGGACAACAGCUUCUGCAGUCCAGAGCCUGAUGAUGUAUGCAGUAACACCGGUCUACAAUGCGCUUCUUAAAGUGGUACUUGCAUUCGUGUCCUUCUUAAACAAAAAUAUUCAGGACGUUUCAAGGAUGACACUCCAGUCAUUCAAGGAAAGGGCUUCCACAGAGCUUCAGGAAGAUGCUGCUGGUUCACAGAACCAGUUGGAGCAAAUUCUGUCCAAGCACCAAGUCACGAUCAGUGUUGGUAACUCAAAUGGAAAAAAAUUUGCUCUUACUUUGAGCCCUGAUAUGCUUUCUGCGCUAACAGUGCUUGUGGACAAGAGGGACACAUGUGGAGUAGGUAAGGACAAUCCCUUCUUAUUUGGGAAACCUGGUGGCAAAGGGUCAGACUUUCACAAGGGACACGCAUGUAUCAGGAUGUUCGUUAAUCGCUGUGGUGCAAAGAACCAGGAAGCUCUCAGGUCUCAGUGUUUUCGUAAGUACAUAGUAAGAAUUUUCCAGAUUCUCAGCCUUAAAAAUGACGAACUCGCUCAGCUGGCUAAGUUGUUGGGCCGUGACAUUCAGACAGACUGGGAGUAUUAUCAGAUGCCCGACGCAGCUGCUGAUGUUGCAAAAAUCUCAGAGCUGCUGUCGGCACUGGAGAAUGGAUCUCUUGAACGAUUCGAAGGAAAGACUCUUGAGGAAAUUGAGAUUCCAGAUGAAUUGCAGCCAGUCAUGGAGCCUGUCACCCCCAGAAACAGCGAUGCUGAGGAAGAUGAUGAAGGUAAAAAAAGCAAAAGAAAGCAAAGCCAAAGAAAGAAAAAGAAGAAGGAGACUGAAAAAGAGCAGCCGGAGCCAAAUGAAAAUGAAGCUGUGAACACAGAGAAAGAGGACAAGGCAGAGGACAUGCCAGUGAAGGGUGACAUCAGCAAACCUGUGGAGAAGAAAUCUUUUAACACAGCCCUUGAGCCAAGUAUUUAUUUCAGUGACGAUGAUGAGGACAUGAAUGUGAAUUUUGACAUCGACAUAGACACUGAUGACGACGAUGAUAGAAAUGAGGAGAUUGCUGCAGAUGGUUGCUCAAACAGCUCAGGUGCAAAGCCCAGGGUAACGGAUGAAGAUACAACAACAGAAGUCAAGAAGAGCAACAAGGAUGGUGACGGAAAGCAGAAAAAUACGUCUCCAGACGAGCACAGUGCUGAUGAACAACUCGCAGAGACAAUGGAUAUCGACACAGAGAACCAUGUGGAGGAGGACUAUGAUGAAGAUGAUGACUGGAUGGAUGUGGACAGUAAUGAUUCUGCUCCCACUUUAAAUAAAGUCACAGAAAAGAAGACCAACCUAUCAGUGGCCAUGACUCUGAUGAAAGAAGUGAAGAUAGUUAUCCCAAAACUAGACAUCGAGAAGGUGCAGCGUCCCAUUCACAUUUCCCAGUUGUCAUCUUUGAGUAACAAGCAGCCAGUGGAAGAUAAACCCGUCCAUGAUGACAAGACGCAGAGUGCAAAACCUUCCCCACUUACAGAGGUCACAAACAAACCCAGCUCUGCAAAGGCAGUGCACAUGAACUGCUCCCGCUGCAAAAAGAGCAUGACGAAGGGACACACUGCUUACCAGAAGAAGGGCUUCUCAGACAUCUUCUGCUCCAAAAACUGUCUGUUUGAGAUGUUUUCUUACAACAAACCGGCCACCAAGAGCUGUCACCAAUGUCAUAAGGCGAUAUCGCAGCCUCUGGACCUCAUCAUGGCUGCUGUGGACACUAAAGGAACUAUGAAGGACUUCUGCAGCCCGGCCUGCUUGAGCUCUUUCAAGUCUGCAUCCACCCAAACACGAAAAUCAGUCUGCAACAUAUGCAAAAAAGUCUGCAGUACCAAAUGUGAGCUGACCCUGAACGAGGCCGUCAUCAGGUUUUGCAGCCACGCAUGCUUAGAUGAUUUCUGCAAGAACAACAUGGGAAUCUGUGAGAAUUGCAGCUCUGUGUGCCGCAGCCAACCGCUAAUGCUGAAGCUGGAGGAUGAUACCAAAACAUUCUGCAGUGGUGGUUGUCUGAAGCGGUUCAAAGAGAACUCCAGGAUGCUCCAACGCUGCACCAUGUGCCUCUCUUCACGACCUGUCUCGGACAUGGUCAACUUGAAAAACGAUGAGAACGUGGUGCAGCUCUUCUGCGGCCGCUUUUGUGUGAAAUCUUACAAGCUGCGACCGACAGAUGAGAUGGAUCAAGUGAAGAGAAAAACCGAUAACCAAUCAAAAGAGACGAACACUGAGGAUGUGAGGAUGUGUUCGCCCUCCCGCGAAAACGAUGCCUCUCCUGCUGCUGUCGAACCAAACGACACAGUGUUGCUCAUCGCCGACGCGUGCACGCUCUGUUUCCACUGCAAAAAGAAUUUGUCGGAAGGAGAGACACUUUACAAGCCAAAAGACACAGAGGAGUUUUUUUGCUCCAUGGCCUGCUUACAUGAAAAGCGUCGCGAGAUCAAAAUACCCAUCAAAAAGUGCCACAACUGCUUUCAGGUGAUUGCGCGGCCUCAAAACAUCAUCCUGGCUCCGGUGGAUGAUUCAGGAACUAUGAAGGAGUUGUGCAGCAAUACAUGUCUCUCCUCUGUCACAUCCAAAAUGAAAAAGGCUGCUACUAAGCCUCCAUCAAAACAGGGACCUAGUUCACUGUGCAGGAUGUGUGCCAGAUGUUGUUAUUGCAAAUUCACGGUGAUCCUGAAUGGCGUGGUCCACAGACUUUGCAGUGACUCCUGCUUCAUGAGCUACCGCAAAGUCAACAACCUGCGCUUGUCUCUCUGCAACAUGUGUGACGCCGUCUGCUACAGCAAAUGUCUCAUGGUGAAGAUGGAGGACGGCAGUAAAGCCCUCUGCAGUGAUGAAUGUCUGGUCAAGUUUAAAGAGAAAGUUGACACUCGUCAGCUCUGCCCCAUGUGCCAGACGUCCCAUCAGCUGUCAGACAUGAUUGAAAAUAAAAACGACGAGGGCAGGCUGGAGUUCUUCUGCAGCAACAGGUGUAUGAUGGUGUACGAGGCCCAGACCUUCACUGUGACGGAAAAGAAAAGCUCUUCAUCUGAAGUUUGUGAGGUUAAAGACGUGAAGCCAUCUGUAAAACAUCUCGACUGCAUCAAAACAGAGCCCAUCGAUGAGGGGUACAGCCAGAGUCUCACAGCCUCAGUUUCUCAUCAGGACAUCAAGAAGGAGCCAAAUGUAGUAAAAGAGGACUUAAAGAUUGGGUCGGUUUUCUCCUUGACCGAUGAAUCCAAACCUGCAGAGCCCUCACUCAUCAACACGGAUGUGCCUGCAUCGUGCUCCACCUGCAAACAGGCCCUGAUGGAUGGAGAGACAAUUUACCAGAGGAAAAACCACACCGGUGUAUUCUGCUCCACUUCCUGCCUUCUGAAGUUUUACCAAAAGAUACCAGUUAGGAGGACGUGCCACUUCUGUCUUCAAGUGAUAACACAGCCUCAGGACAUCCUCCAGGCCCCGGUGGAUAACGAGGGGACAAAUAAAGAUUUCUGCAGCCAGACCUGCCUGUCCUCCUUCAACUACAAGAAACAAGUGUCCACCAAAAUACCCGUGGCUCCCGUCUCAUCACACUCACAAUGUAGCAUGUGCAGCAGAUAUUGCAUUAGCAAACACGAGAUCACGAAAGAGGGCGUCAUCCACAAGAUCUGCAGUGAGUCGUGUUUUCUGCGGUUCUGCGGCAUGAACAACAUCACCGUCUGUGCGAACUGCCGCGCACACCGCAAAACACCCCUCACGCUCAAGAUGGAGGAGGGCGGCAACAAACUUUGCAGCGCAGAGUGUCUGGCCCAAUUCAAGCAGAAAAUCCAAACCCCACAGCCGUGCACUAUGUGCCGUAACACUUCUCCGAUAUCAGACAUGGUUGAAAACAAAAACAGUGAAAAUGUUGUGGAGCUCUUCUGCACCAAAGGCUGCGUGUCGGCAUUCAAGAUCCAGGCUGUCAAUUCAUCAGGUGCCUCAUUGAAUUGUGACCACUGUGGUAAGACUGCAGUGCCAACCUGUCACCUUGCCAUGUCAGAUGCCUCCAUCAGAAAUUUCUGCACUCUUAAGUGUGGCAUGGAUUUCAGGGAGAGCCAGAAUCCAGCAGGAGUCCCCGAUAAAAGUCAAAGGGAUUUCCUCCAUCCACCACUGAAGCUGCUAUGUGCCCAGUGUCAAAGUCUCGUGUUAACUACACCCAAAGUCAUCCAGAGAAAGGAAAAAAUAUACUUCACAUGUAGUGUGGCCUGUUUUCAAGAAUUUAAGAGGGUCAACAGCAUCACGGCUACCUGUGAAUACUGUAAGAAUGAAAGAAUCAUCAAAGACGUCAAGAGAAUCGGCGGCAAAGACUGCUGCUUCUGCAGUGAUGCCUGCAAGACGCUCUUUUGCCAAGAGCUAAAAGGGAAGUGGGGUAAACACUGUCGCUCGUGCAGUUACUGCCAGUCGAUAUCCAAGAGUCUGGUGACGACACCGGGUGAAGAUAUGGACAUCGAGUUCUGCUCUGAAGCCUGCUGCUCAAAAUACAAAAUGCUCCUCGGACAUGUGGCAAAAUGUGACACCUGCAGUCACAAAGGGAAACUAAAGCAGAGUUUGCCGCUGCUGGGAGAGGUCAAAUACUUCUGUGGCAUGAAGUGUCUCCUACACUUCUGCAGUAACAAGGUUCAGAUGCUCGACGGAGAAGUCUCUUCAUCUCUGGUAUCUGCAGCACCAGCAGAGUCCUCUCCUGUCAUUGGGAAUGUUAUAUCUUUGGCUAAUGCUCUGACCAGGCAGCACAGCGGCUCAGCAGCCUCUCCACAGCUUGGCUCCAUCACUGACAUUCAAACAAAGGUCAUUGGACAUGCCAGCGUUCAGACUGUCCCAAAGGAGCUGAAGAACAAGUCGAUCAUCUGUACUCCGCUGGUUCAUAACAAAGGGGUCUCCUGUACAGAAGAGGCUCUUAAAAUAGAGACACAAAAAGAAGACCGUCGUGAUCCUAAAGUCGUAGUCCUGCCUGUCCCAGUGCCGGUUUAUGUUCCUGUGCCUAUGAACAUGUACAGCCAGUACGCUCCACAGCCGGUGGGCCUGCCCUUACUGCUGCCUGUGCCCCUGGUCCUCCCUGUGAAGAAAGAUGGCUCUGAGCCAACGGUGAAAUCCACAACAGAGAGUUUGCAUCCUGAACACUUACAGGGCGAGCUCAUCAGGCCUGAGACGGGGAGAGAGCAGAGAGAGGAAGGGCAGAAGCAUGGACAGAUGAUAAAAGAAGAAGAAAGACCCAAGCCUUCAUCCCUGCAGGCUCUGGAAACUCCUCAGAGAUCACCCGUCGCUCCUCCUGCUCCAAUUUUAGUACCACAAACUUUGGACAAAGACAAGAACAAGGAUUGUAACCUGGAGCAGCUUUCAAAGAAAGAUGAGCAAGACACUCCUGAAACAGACUUUACUCAACUUGUGUCUUCAAAGCAAAACACCCUGAAGAGUCAAUGUGGAGUUGAUGCCUGGAAGAGAUGGAUCAAGUGGAGAGAGUCACAAACCAACCUGGAGCCCGUUUCUUCUCAUGCACUGACGCUGAAGGCGGACCUCCUUCGCUGCUCUGUGGCUGAACUGAGCGACUGCCUGCUUUGCUUCAUCAGGGAGGUGAAACAAUCGGAUGGCGAGCCGUACUCCCCCAACAGGCUGUUCUACCUCUGCCUCAGCAUUCAGCUGUUUCUGUUUCAGAACGGUCGGCUGGAGAACAUAUUCAGUGAUCUCAUCUACGACAGGUUUUCCACUGAGUUGACCAAGAUCCUUAAACCUUCAGUCACAGGCGGAGGUUGUGUCCUGUCCUGUGUGGAGGAGCAGUUUCUGUGGGACUGUAAACAGCUGGGGGCGUACUCCCCCACUGUCCUGCUCAACACGCUGCUCUUCUUCUUCUGCAAGUACUUUGGCUUCACCACAGUCGAGCAGCACCGCCGGCUGUCCUUUGCAAACAUCACACUCUGCACCAAAACCAGCAAGAGCAACACCAAGACCACCUUCCUACGCUUCCACCCACCUACUUGUACAAACCAGGAAGAGUCGGACACGUAUGACGUCCCAGCUAAGAAGGUUAAGAAAAACGAGUCUGAGGAGGAUUUCCUGGAGAUGAUGGAGAACCAGGAGAACCCCCUUCGUUGUCCAGUCAGACUCUACGAGUUCUACCUCUCCAAGUGUCCAGCAUCGCUGAGGCAGCGCAGCGAUCUUUUCUACCUCCAGCCAGAUCGGAGCUGCCUUCCCAGCAGCCCUCUGUGGUUCUCGCCCGCCCCGCUCAAUGACAGCAGUGUGGAAGCCACGAUCAUCCGAAUCCUUGCUGUCCGAGGGCUGCAGGAGGGGGCGAGAGAGGGUACAUGUAUGGCCCCGUAACCACUGGAUGACCCAUCAUUUACACCUGAUCAGGAGGACUCAGUGUUUGAAGGACUUUUUAAUAAGUACAUCAAGAUUGAUUCAAAAAUAUAUACAUAGUACAAACAUGAACAUGAUUCAAUGAAAGAUGGCUGUUUAAAAACACACUGUUUAUGAACAAGUGGCAGAAAGACACAAGAUGUUUCCAUCAGCAGCUUUUGGAAGCUAAAAAUAGAGCUAAAAGAGACUUUAGAGAUUACAAUUGAAUUUAAAACUGUUUCUUAAACUGUAAAUAAGAGUUUCAUCAUGCCAGCUCCAUAUGUCAAUACUAUAUCACCAGUUUGCCUUGAAUUUUGGCUGACCAGUCAGUCAGCAGGCGUGUGAAAGAAGAAACCUCCCAGCAAUAUUAAAAUCUGAACAGAAACCCGCCGCACAUCUGUGCCAGUGUUCCUGUCAUAACUCGUUCCACAUCAAGUUGUCAGCGAUGUUUUGUUUUCUCUUCGUGCUGCUGAUAGCGAAAGUUCUGCAUUGGUUAAAAGGCUGAUCUGAACCCUGCAGACCAGCAACAAAUGUCUCUGUUACUGUAAAAGUUCCUCUCAAGUUUCCAAAAUUAAAUGUCAACUGUUGGU
Messenger RNA from Oreochromis niloticus (Nile tilapia), 11247 nucleotides. RefSeq lists its product as uncharacterized. Gene Ontology annotation, molecular function: protein binding; zinc ion binding. The record is from RefSeq and is a predicted model, not a curated record. Lineage: Eukaryota; Metazoa; Chordata; Actinopteri; Cichliformes; Cichlidae. The transcript is spliced from 48 exons. Bases 143 to 10639 code for a protein of 3498 amino acids.